GCCGCCAGUGACUCUGCUAGCCAAUUACGAAGAGAGGAGGAAAUGCUAAUGUUUACAACCAGUGAAGUGGCUCCAGUUUCCCAGUAAAACCAGUGAUUCAGGUCAUUUUGCUGCACGGAGUGAAAUGACAAUUAGAUAAUGUGUCAAGUUAAAUGACGAGGUUAAACAUUCAGUGUCCUGAUGGAGUGGGUGUUCGUCAUGAACCGGAUGAGCUCUCAGGGCAGCAUGGCGGCCCAGCGGCGGCGCAUGGCUCUGGGGGUGGUGAUCCUGCUGCUGGUGGACGUCAUCUGGGUGGCCUCGUCUGAGCUCACCACGUACAUCUUCAAGCGGCAGGACUACAAUAAGCCGUUCUUCAGCACCUUCACCAAGACCUCCAUGUUUGUUCUCUAUCUGCUGGGCUUCCUGCUGUGGCGCCCCUGGAGGCAGCAGUGCAGUGGCGCCCUGAAGCGCCGCCAGUCUGCCUUCUUUGCUGACGCUGAGGCCUACUUCGCUCCCUGCACCACUGACAGCGCUGUGAACAACUGCUUGAGUGAGCCGCUCUACGUCCCAAUGAAGUUCCAGGACGCAGCAGCCAAUCCGUACGACUGUUUACCUGCAGACUGUGAAACCGCCUCCAAAAAGCAGCGGGUUCGUUUCAGCAACAUCAUGGAGGUGCGUCAGCUGCCGUCCACCCAGGCCCUGGAGGCCAAGUUGUCCCGUAUGUCCUACCCGGCCACCAAGGACCACGAGGCCCUGCUGCGCACGGUGGGGAAGCUAACCAUCACCGAUGUGGCUAAAAUCAGCUUCUUCUUCUGCUUUGUGUGGUUCCUGGCUAACCUUUCCUACCAGGAAGCUCUGUCUGACACGCAGGUGGCCAUUGUCAACAUCCUGUCCUCCACCUCAGGCCUCUUUACGCUCAUCUUGGCAGCCAUCUUCCCCAGUAACAGCAGCGACCGGUUCACGUUGUCCAAACUGUUGGCCGUGGCUCUCAGCAUGGGAGGAGUCGCUCUGGUGAGUCUGUCCAGCAUGGACAGUCCUGAUGAGAAAGGAGUCGUAGGCUCUCUGUGGUCGCUGGCGGGGGCCAUGCUAUACGCCGUUUACAUCGUCCUCAUCAAGAGGAGAGUGGACCGUGAGGAUAGGCUUGACAUCCCCAUGUUCUUUGGAUUCGUGGGCCUCUUCAACCUGCUGCUGCUCUGGCCCGGUUUCCUGCUGCUCCAUUUCUCCGGCUUCGAGGCCUUUGAGCUCCCCAGCCAGCUGGUCUGGACCUACAUCCUGAUCAACGGCCUGAUCGGAACCGUCCUGUCUGAGUUCCUGUGGCUCUGGGGCUGCUUCCUGACAUCGUCUCUGAUUGGGACUCUGGCUCUCAGCCUCACCAUCCCGCUCUCCAUCCUGGCAGAUAUCUGCCUGCAGAAGGUCCGGUUCUCCUGGCUGUUCUUUGCUGGAGCCGUUCCCGUCUUCCUCUCCUUCUUCAUUGCUGCGCUGCUCUGCCACUACAACAACUGGGACCCGGUGUUGCUGGCGCUGCGCCGCCUCUACACAUUCAUGUUCAGGAAGCACCGAGCGCAGAGGUACGGCAGCCCCAAACGGUCAAAAAUAUGAUCAGGAAGCACCAAGCGCAGAGGUACGGCGGCCCCAAACGGUCAAAAAUAUGAUCAGGAAGCGCUGAGCGCAGAGGUACGGCAACUGCUCAAACUCAAAAUAUUUCAAUCUGCUGAUAAUUUCUCUGGAAAAGCUGAAAAAACACAAAAUUAGACGAUGCAUUGAGAAGAUUCUGAACUCAGAAUGCGUCAUGAAGGGACUAACUCCUCCUGACCAGCCAGGGGCGCCAGUACAGAGGAACAACUCCCAUUGAAGCAGCAGUACUGUUUAAAAUGUACUUUUUUGAUCUUCCAAUCAUGUUGUAGAAAUCCACGGCCAGCGUUCAGCUGUGCAAACACCUUCAAGGCGCAACUCAUGCAUUUUUAUAAAACCUACAGAACGCCAGCGCAGACGUAAAGAAACUGAGAAAAUAAAAAGUUAACAGUUGAAAUAUCAGCGAACCGGAGAGCAGUAGGAGAAGAAAGUCAGACGAGUUCAGAUGUGAUCUGAUGAAGAACCUCUGCAGGUUCUGGUCGGUUCCGGGUUCUGGUCACAUCAGCUCUUUAACUUUUUUUAGGAGUGGCUUCCUGGUUGAGUAGCAGACGCUUUGAUGACGUUCUGACAUCAUCACUGUGAUAACGGAAGCUGAUUGGCUCAGACCUUCAUCCUGCUGUCUGAGCAGUCAUAGUUCAACGUUUUCUCUCCUCAAUUUUAGACGCCGUUGCCAUGGUAACUGUGACACAGAAAGCGCUGAAGCUGCUAAUGGCUGGAGAGUCGGCCUCCAGUGUUGGAGAAAUUAACAAGUUAUUUCAAAGUUAAUAAAAACGCAUUAAAGGACCUGCAGGCUUUUAGGUGUAAAAAACCCAAAUAUGGAGCGAAAUCAGUGAUUAAUAUAUUUGUGAGGAUCAUAAGGCUGUUAGCCA
This is a messenger RNA of Poecilia latipinna (sailfin molly), 2480 nucleotides long. Its product is annotated as solute carrier family 35 member F5. Gene Ontology annotation, cellular component: membrane. The record is from RefSeq and is a predicted model, not a curated record. Bases 181 to 1578 code for a protein of 465 amino acids. Lineage: Eukaryota; Metazoa; Chordata; Actinopteri; Cyprinodontiformes; Poeciliidae. The transcript has 15 exons.